AUGCCCGCCCCUCCUCAGCCGUAUACUGGAAACUCGGGAGCUCACGGCAAUGCGGCUCACGGCGGUGGUGGAAACAACGCGCAUCACACAGCCAAUCUCAACGACCACGCGAAUGUGUCCAAUCCCGGAAGUGCUACGCAUGCUGCUGCCGCCGCCAAUACCGCCCAACAAACCGCCGGCAACACCGCCGGCAAACCCGGGAAA
Molecule: messenger RNA, 204 nt
Organism: Mesorhabditis belari
Lineage: Eukaryota; Metazoa; Nematoda; Chromadorea; Rhabditida; Rhabditidae
Source: the annotation of a GenBank genome assembly